Molecule: messenger RNA, 2249 nt
Organism: Pseudoliparis swirei
Lineage: Eukaryota; Metazoa; Chordata; Actinopteri; Perciformes; Liparidae
Gene: ccdc28b
Product: coiled-coil domain containing 28B
Exons: 5
Coding region: 543-1244 (233 amino acids)
Source: RefSeq, a predicted model, not a curated record
AAGAAAGAUGUGUACAAACCAAAAUCGGCUCGUUAUUUGAGUUCGGUUAUUCGGGUAUUUUUGCUUUUGGAUGUAGACGAAAAAAAAAGAAAAACCGGUUGUGAUUUUCCGUUUUUGUCUUCAACUCGAAAACAAAGAAGAUGGUAUUCCUGUAUUUUCGACUAAACUAUAAAGCAGGCAGGAUGUUCGCCGCACCUGUUCCACAUGAAGAGUAAACAGUGACAAUCACCGGCCGCCUGGCUGCUCCUCUCCGCGCACGCACGCGCACAGGCAGAGGGGAGCACUGUCCCUUUAAGACGGACACAACACAACAGCUCCACCAGAGCCGAGCGCAUCGAUCAUGCCGCGCGUUACCUUCUGAUCAAUUGGAGAACCCUGAGCUGCAGCACUAGUUUUGGCGCAGUCUCCACGGAGCCCUUUCCUCAGGGAGGGGGAAGGCUGCAGGUUUUCAACUUCCUACCCGCUGUUGCUUCAGGACAUCCCGUACAGCGGCCAGGCAGCGCCCCCUCAUAUCACCCCAGAGUGCUCCACUCGAGAGAUCGAUGACAAUGGAAGACAAACGCAAGAAGCGGAGCCCAAAGGUGUCUCUGCCCCAGCCCCCUCCUCCCCCCAUCAACCCACGGAAAAUCUCCAUCCUGACCGCCAGCAAAAGUGCCACCUUUUCUCUCGGCCUGCCGCAGCCCCCCUCCCCAAAGAACCGAGGAAAGUUUAAGAGGUCCAUCGGAGCGGCGGGACAGCCCAAAGAGGUGUUCACGGCUGUCGCCCCUCCACCGAAGAUCACCAGGCCCCACAAGGAGAAGCCCAGGGCCCCCCAGCCUGCAGGGGCCAGUCGAGUAGUCCAGUCUUCCCCCCUGCAGCACUCGUUUCUCACGGAUGUCUCGGACGUGAGAGAGAUGGAGGGAGGCCUCCUCAACCUCCUCAAUGAUUUCCACUCGGGCAAACUACAGGCUUUCGGGAAGGUGUGCUCCUUCGAGCAGCUGGAGCAUGUGCGGGAGAUGCAGGAGAAGCUGGCGCGACUGCACUUUAGCCUCGACAGCCACGUGGAGGAGCUCUCAGAGGACCAGAGGAAGUGUGCCUCCGACCACAACCUGGAGCACCUGCUAUGCAACCUGGAGGAGCUCAGCACCUCGAUGUAUCCUUUUCCUCAAAUGUUCAUUUAUGGGAAUCUCCCAGCACUCCAGGCACAGACACUGGUUUUAAAUAAUCCAUUUUCACUCCAGGGUUUUGUCCGUGUGAAUCCUUAAUGUGCUCAGACAAAAGCUCCACUUGGCUGAGAACCAGGACCUGCCCAAGACAUCUGCGCCCUGAUGAAGUGAGGUGGGGAGGACGGCCACUACACACUCGUCUUCUCCCAACACCGAACCAGUCCGGGUUACCAUGGCGUUGAUCCCGCUGCCUUAGUGACAGAACGGACAGAUCCACAGGAGGAGGAGCCAUUUGUAUUUAUUUUUUUCCAUUUGGUUGGCGGAGUAGAGGGAACAAUAGAGCGACUCAAGGCAGCAGAGCAUGAAAUGAACACUCAACCAAAACCAUAAUCCCUUCACUUAUGGCACAAUAAAUGUGCAGAGGCGUUACUAAGCAGUUGUGUUUGAUGAAAUAUGUAGCGUCCAUGUUUUUAGCACGUUCUUCGCACAUAACUCGGCUGCAGUUACUCGUUAGGUCAUUCUGAACAAAGUAUUGAAUCCAAGUGUAAGCUUUGGUUCUGUCGGUCACUAAAGCAAAGUUCAUGACACUUUCAACAAGUUAGAUUCCACAGUAUGCCUUAUCUUUUGCUUCGUUUCAGAAGGUACACCUCUGUUCGCAAAGUUAAGACCGUUUAGCACUCGUCGACAGCACCACUGUGGUGAGCUCAGAAGUUUUCACUCUUCUUCUGAAUGCACUCCCUUUUUUUUAUAGCUCUGCUUUUAAAGUUUAAUACUGGGAAAGAGACUGGAUUUAUUAGGAGUUCGUUGAAUCUUUGAUACAUUUUAAAGGGUCUAUGUGAAAAGAUACAAAAUGUAUGUCUGAUGCUUGUAAAAUGAUUUAUAUUAUUUGCCGAUGUGCGAUCCAGCGAUUGCAUCUGUUGACACUUUUUGUGUGUACUUCAUCAGGGUUGCCCUUCUACUGAAACGCUCUAAAAUGACAUGUCAUUUGUCUGAUACUGGGUGGUUGGAUAUCAUAUUCAAAGAGUUUUGUGUCUGGAAGAAGUCUCUGUACAGUACAAAUUCAUCAUGGCAGCUACUUUUAUAAUUAAAACGUUUAGGGGGUGA